CUCAAGAUGGCCGCGCCCAGUGGCACCAUGAGCGGUUCAGAGAGCAGUAGCAGUAGCGAUGCGGAGGAGCUGGCGCGGUGCCGCGAGGCAGCUCUGCCGGCCUGGGGCUUGGAGCAGCCUCCGCGGAGAGCGGAAAAACCAAGAGCCGGUGCUGCAGAGAAGCAAGUGCCAGCCUCCCAGCCAAGCCUCAGGUACUGCGCAGUUCAGACAGCAGUUGCAUUUGCCCUUUGUAUCCUGUGUGUGUGUUGUAGGCAUAAGGUGGAUGAGCACGAGCAAGAUGGCAACGAGCUGCAGACCACCCCCGAGUUCCGAGCCCACAUAGCCAAGAAGCUGGGUGCGCUGCUGGACAGCUGCAUCACCAUCUCAGAAGUAGUAAAGGAGCCGAGAAAAGCUAAGAUUCAGGAAGUGGCCUCCCAGGACAAUGGCUUCCGCCUCUUCUUCACAUCCAUCCCCAGAGGCCCUGAGGAGGAGGCUGCUCCCCGGCCCUGCCGAAAGCGACAGCCCUCCAGCUCCAGCGAGGACAGCACUGAGGAGUGGCAGCGGUGCCGGGAGGCUGCUGUGUCAGCCAGCGACAUUCUCCAGGAGUCAGCUCUCCACAGCCCUGUCCAGGGGGAGAAGGAGGCCAAGAAGAAGAAAAAGAAGCUGAAAAAGAAAGCCAAGAAGGUGGCCAGCAUUGACCCGGCCGAGACUACCACCCAAUCCAGUGGAGCAGCAGUCCAGAAACAGGAGAAAGAGUUGGGUGCAGUCAUCGGGGACCAGGUGUCACCUGGGCCCAAAAAGAAGAGAAGGAAGAAGAAAGCGAAGAGUGCAGCUGCUAUGCCUGCACACUGACCCUGGGUGCCGCACCCCCUGGCUCCACGGAUGGGGCUGCCAAGAAGGACAAGGCAUUCCCGUGCCUAUUUCUCCAAGUUCAAGCACUUGGUUGGCAAGCCAGACUCCAUCCCUCUGUGCUCCUGCUGGGGCUGGAUAGACCUGUAGCCCCGGAACAGUGCUGGCCUCAGCUAUUCAAGACUAAAGGCCAAGGAGAUGUGCCCCCACAUCCCCAAGACUGUCCUUGGUGGACAAGUAAAGGAAGAUCUUCCACUGCACAUGGUGACGCACACCUCCGAUUCCAGCACUCGGGAGGCUAAGGCAGGAGGCUCACCAUGAGUUCAAGACAAUCCUGACCUAUACAAUGAGUCCUUGUCUCAAAACAUACAGGAAGGGGGGAGACCUUUCUCCCUCCCCAGCUGAUUAUGAAACACAGAUUUUUAGGGAAUGAGGGAAGGGGUCCCCAAGACACACAUGUAUACUUCUACCCCCAACACAGAGAAUUGACAGAACAUUCUCAGGCAAGGGAAGAGAAGGUCUUUUGCCCUCCUAUUUUCCAGAAUUCCCUUUUUCUGCCUGGUGAUUUUAUGGGUACAGCAAUGUGUCUGAGCCAACUGGCCCAUCAGAAAUGAGUUGUCAGGGGGCCCAGAACCC
Molecule: messenger RNA, 1464 nt
Organism: Octodon degus (degu)
Lineage: Eukaryota; Metazoa; Chordata; Mammalia; Rodentia; Octodontidae
Gene: CUNH12orf43
Product: chromosome unknown C12orf43 homolog
Exons: 6
Coding region: 7-831 (274 amino acids)
Biological process (GO): Wnt signaling pathway; Spemann organizer formation; negative regulation of Wnt signaling pathway
Source: RefSeq, a predicted model, not a curated record